AUGCAUUGUUUGCUCUUAAUUGGACUGUUAUCAUCGGCGAUUGGCUUACGUUGGAUGGUAUCUCGACACCCUUAUUCUGGGCAGAAAAAAGGCCCAAUGUUUGGUGAUUUUGAAGCUCAACGUCACUGGAUGGAAAUUACGGUGAAUAUGGAACCAAAUGAAUGGUAUCAAAAUUCUACAAUGAACAAUUUAUCAUAUUGGGGAUUAGAUUAUCCACCAUUGACAGCUUAUCAUGCGUACUUAUGUGGUUUAGUUUCAAAUAUGUUGAAUCCAUCAUGGUGUAAAUUGAAUGAAUCCCGAGGACACGAAAGCAGUGAACAUAAAUUAUUCAUGAGAUACACAGUGACAAAAAAAAUUACAACAUUAAUGACAUUAUUAUUUUGUCCACUAUUAUAUUUGAUUGAUCAUGGACAUUUUCAGUAUCCUUUAUGA
Didymodactylos carnosus is the source of this 432-nucleotide messenger RNA. Lineage: Eukaryota; Metazoa; Rotifera; Eurotatoria; Philodinida; Philodinidae. The record is from the annotation of a GenBank genome assembly.